AUCUCCGUCUUUCCCCGCCAGUCACUUCUCGGCCUCACAGCUACGCCCGCCCACCCAGAGGGAGGAAAGGCGCGGACUGUUUCCCAUCGUGCUCUGCGGGAGGGCUCACCCUGCUUCACCUCUUUCUUAGCAGCCUCCGGCCGGGGAGACUACAACUCCCAGCGUCCUCCGAGAGGCAGCGGCGGCGCUGACGACUCCCGGGCCCCGCCCCCUAUACCGCCCCCGCCCGCCAAAGUCUGCGCGCGAAUUCCGUGGCGCGAAUUGAGGGCUGCAGUCGGGCGACUAGUGGUUCCGGGUGUAACGCGCAGGACGGCGGCGCGCGGGGCCGGCGAGAGGCAGGAGCAGCGGCUGGAGAAGAGGCGGAGAAGAGGGGAAGGGAGAAUUCUGGCCCAUCAUGCAGCGAAGUAUCAUGUCAUUUUUCUACCCCAAGAAUGAGGGCAAAGUGAAAAAGCCAGAGAAGGAGACCUCCAACAGCGUCAGAGAGAUGGAGCCGCCUCCAAAGGUGGCACUGAAGGAGCGGAAUGGAGAGGUGCCUGAGAGUGAUUCUCCAGUGAAGAGGCCAGGGCGGAAGGUGGCCCGGGUCCUGGGCAGUGAAGGGGAGGAGGAGGACGAGGCCCUCACGCCCUCCAAAGGCCAGAAGCCUGCCCCGGGCUCUCCACAAGUCUCCCCUCCUAGCCCUGUCACAUUGCCCGAGAGCAGCCCUUCCCUCUCCAGCACCUCUCCUGUGGACAUCUCCCCAGCAGGGAUCCCAAAGCGGCGGACGGCUCGGAAGCAGCUUCCUAAGCGGACAAUCCAGGAUGUCCUGGAGGAGCAGGCCAAGGACGAGGACAGAGAGGCCAAGAGGAAGAAGGAGGAAGAAGCUGAGACCCCACCAGAAAGCCUCACAGAGCCUGAAGUGACCCAAAAGAAAGAAGCAGAGGGAGGGGACCAGCCCGUGACGUCCCCUGAGCACCCAGAGACCUUGGCAGAUUCCCUGCCGGACAGCACCUCAGAGCUUGAGGUGGCCAGGAAGCAGGAGGCUCAGGAGGAGGACCCGGCCAAGCCGCCCCCCAGAGCUCCCAAGACGGUCAGCAGCUUCUUCGCCCCCCGGAAACCAGCAACCAAGAAAGAAGGGAAAGAAGAGGUACCUGGCACUCCAAGACAGGAGGAGGCCAAGGGACCCCCGGACCCCCCCAGCUACAAUCCUGCCAAGAACAACUACCAUCCCAUCGACGACGCGUGCUGGAAGCCAGGCCAGAAGGUUCCUUACCUGGCUGUGGCCCGGACCUUUGAGAAGAUUGAGGAAGUUUCUGCUCGGCUCCGGAUGGUAGAGACGCUGAGCAACUUGCUGCGUUCUGUGGUGGCUUUGUCCCCUCCAGACCUCCUCCCCAUCCUCUACCUCAGCCUCAACCGCCUCGGGCCGCCCCAGCAGGGCCUGGAGCUUGGUGUUGGUGACGGCGUCCUCCUCAAGGCAGUGGCCCAGGCCACGGGACGGCAGCUGGAGUCUGUCAAGGCCGAGGCAGCCGAGAAGGGUGACGUGGGGCUGGUGGCGGAGAGCAGCCGCAGCACCCAGAGACUCGUGCUGCCCCCGCCCGCUCUCACCGCCGCCGGAGUCUUCGCCAAGUUCCGAGACAUUGCCCGGCUGGCCGGCAGUGCUUCCACAGCCAAGAAGAUGGACAUCAUCAAAGGCCUAUUUGUUGCCUGCCGCCACUCAGAAGCCCGAUACAUCGCCAGAGCCCUGAGCGGACGGCUGCGUCUCGGGCUAGCAGAGCAGUCGGUGCUGGCCGCCCUCGCCCAGGCCGUGAGCCUCACGCCCCCUGGCCAAGAAUUCCCCCCGGGCAUUGUGGAUGCUGGGAAGGGCAGGACAGCAGAGGCCCGAAAGACGUGGCUGGAGGAGCAGGGCAUGAUCCUGAAGCAGACAUUCUGCGAGGUGCCCGACCUGGACCGGCUCAUCCCCGUGCUGCUGGAGCAUGGCCUGGAGCGCCUCCCAGAGCAUUGCAAGCUGAGCCCAGGGGUUCCCCUGAAACCGAUGCUGGCGCACCCCACCCGCGGAGUCAGCGAGGUCCUGAAACGCUUCGAGGAGGCAGCUUUCACCUGCGAGUACAAAUAUGAUGGGCAGAGGGCACAGAUCCAUGUCCUGGAAGGCGGGGAGGUGAAGAUCUUCAGCAGGAAUCAGGAAGACAAUACCAGCAAGUACCCGGACAUCAUCAGCCGCAUCCCCAAGAUUAAACUCCCAUCAGUCACAUCCUUCAUCCUGGACACAGAAGCCGUGGCUUGGGACCGGGAAAAGAAGCAGAUCCAGCCAUUCCAAGUGCUUACCACCCGCAAACGCAAGGAGGUGGACGCAGCAGAAAUCCAAGUGCAGGUGUGUCUGUAUGCCUUCGACCUCAUCUACCUCAAUGGACAGUCCCUGGUGCGCGAGCCACUUUCCCGACGCCGGCAGCUGCUCCGGGAGAACUUCGUGCAGACGGAGGGCGAGUUUGUCUUCGCCACCUCCCUGGACACCAAGGACACGGAGCAGAUCGCCGAGUUCUUGGAGCAGUCUGUGAAAGACUCCUGCGAGGGGCUGAUGGUGAAAACCCUGGAUGUCGACGCCACCUACGAGAUCGCCAAGAGGUCACACAACUGGCUCAAGCUGAAGAAGGACUACCUCGAUGGCGUGGGCGACACCCUGGACCUCGUGGUGAUCGGCGCCUACCUGGGCCGUGGCAAGCGGGCCGGCCGCUAUGGGGGCUUCCUGCUGGCUGCCUACGACGAGGAGAGUGAGGAGCUCCAGGCCAUAUGCAAGCUCGGAACCGGCUUCAGUGACGAGGAGCUGGAAGAGCACCACCACAGGCUCCAGGCCCUGGUGCUGCCCAGCCCGCGCCCCUAUGUCCGGGUGGAUGGUGCCGUGGCCCCUGACCACUGGCUGGACCCCAGCGCCGUGUGGGAGGUGAAAUGCGCUGACCUGUCCCUGUCCCCCAUCUACCCCGCUGCCCGGGGCCUGGUGGAUGGUGAGAAGGGGAUCUCCCUUCGCUUCCCUCGGUUUAUCCGCGUCCGUGAAGACAAGAAGCCAGAGGAGGCCACCACCAGCGCCCAGGUGGCCUCGCUGUACAGGAAGCAGAGUCAGAUUCAGAAUCAGCAGGGCGCGGACCUGGACUCCGACCCAGAAGAUUUCUACUAGGCUCCUGCCCGCCCAGGGGCUGGGGGCCGGGGGCGCAGAGGGGCGGACACACAGAUAUCCUCUUGCUUGGCAGACCUGCUGUUGCGGUCGCGGGGGGCAGUCUGGAGUGUCACAGGUGUGCGUGCGUGUGCACGUCUGUGUGUGUGUGUGUGCGUGUGUGUGUGUGAGGGGGAUGGGUUAAGCGGGGUGUGGGAUU
Messenger RNA from Neogale vison (American mink), 3338 nucleotides. RefSeq names its product DNA ligase 1 (gene LIG1). NCBI's taxonomy places the organism in Eukaryota, Metazoa, Chordata, Mammalia, Carnivora, Mustelidae. The record is from RefSeq and is a predicted model, not a curated record. The transcript is spliced from 28 exons. Gene Ontology annotation, biological process: lagging strand elongation; DNA biosynthetic process; DNA repair. Gene Ontology annotation, cellular component: mitochondrion; nucleus. The coding region runs from base 395 to 3142 and encodes 915 amino acids. Gene Ontology annotation, molecular function: DNA ligase (ATP) activity; DNA binding; ATP binding.